Messenger RNA from Gossypium raimondii (Peruvian cotton), 853 nucleotides. RefSeq lists its product as uncharacterized. The record is from RefSeq and is a predicted model, not a curated record. Gene Ontology annotation, biological process: response to cold; regulation of circadian rhythm. NCBI's taxonomy places the organism in Eukaryota, Viridiplantae, Streptophyta, Magnoliopsida, Malvales, Malvaceae. Bases 127 to 606 code for a protein of 159 amino acids. The transcript has 3 exons.
AGAACUUAAGUACUCGCUCUUAAUUCCUCCAUUCUCAAUUGGAUUUUUUUUGUCAGAAUAAAAAAGUGAAAUACCACCUACGCCUGCACUCUAUAUAAAACCCUCCGAUUUGGCUCAGAAACAAAAAUGAAACCCAAAAAGAAGAUUGGUAGAAAAUUUAAUAUACCCACCCACCACCAACUGUUUGUUUCUCGGGAAUCCGAGAGAGAGAGCGAGAGAAGAAAGAGAAGGUUUGUCUUUGGGGCUUGGCUUCGAAGGCGAGGGUGGGCACUGGGCAUGGAGUCGCACGUGCCCAGCAACCGAAAUGAGACAUGGACGGAGGAGAAGCAUGUGCACUUCUUGAACUCCAUGGAAGCAUGGUUCGUCAAUACAAUGCUUCAGAGUAACGACCGCUAUAAUCUCCGUCUCGACCGUCACUUGCCUGAUAGCUCCGACUCCACUCUCGAUUGCAAACCAAGGACAAAGCAUUCCACUCCAGCAGUACAUUUCAUUGGCAAAACUAGAAGCAAAAUGAAGAAGAGUAGGCCUGUUAAAAGAUCAAUGAGAUCAUCAUCUCAGCCGCAUGAUUCAUCACAAGAUCAGGUGGUGCCACAGUUAAAGAAUUAAGAACAGAAAAGGAGAUAAAGAUGAGAAAGACGUCCCCAGUGUUUUUCACUUGCAUCCAUCAAAUUUAUUUGUGUUUUAGGACUUUUUUUUUUUCUAUUAAUUUCUUCUCCAUUGCUUCUUUGCUUUUUAAAUGUAUGAACAGCAGCAGUAGCAGCAGAGUGAGGUUUGAAUUGUGAGUAUAUGUACUAUGAAAAAUGGCAGAUUCUGCCUUCCUAAAUUAUCCAAAAUGUUCAUGUUUUUCAAAGCA